CGGAGCCUCCGCCCCGCCGCCGCAGCGGGGAGGCGCUGCCGCCGGGGCCCGGGCAGCGGAGCGGGGAGGUUUCUUCUGAAUUUGCUGCAUCCUGUCCUCAUGAUAUUACGCUAGCAUGCUGUGGAGCCGUGAUGGUUGUGAAGUCCCUCACUAGCAGUGAAGAAAAACCAUUUGCUGUGGCAGAAAGCUGGUGUAAAUGACUGCUCCUGCCUCCCAGAGCAAGAUAACCUGCUCAGUCAGCUGGAGUCCCCUGCGGACAGCUGUCUCGCUUUUAGCUGAUGGAAAACUGCAACUAACCACUGAAUGGAAGAGCGUGGAGCAGCAACCAUUCUAGCAGCAGCCGCCGCUGCAGCAGCAAGAGCGAGCAAGGACUCUAUUGUUCCCUGGUGUUAAACAGUUUUUCCUUUUCAACUGCCAUGCACAACAGCGGGAGAGAGCUUUCCAGUCCCCUCCUCCCCGUGAAGAAAUUCUGAAGAGGGAGAAUAUCAUUUGAAGAAGGUUUGGUGGCCGUGCCGUGGGGUUUGCGGGCGGCAGCAGGCUGCUGGAGGCAUGGGGUUGAGCGAAGGGAGCGCUGCUCUCUGCCGCGGUCCAGGGCUUCCCCCCGUGCCAGCCCGGUGCGCGGGAGUGCUGCUGCUGCUGCUGCUGCUGUUGGCAACCUGGGACGCUCGGGCACAAAGUGAAUUCCAAACUUCCUCGGUGUAUUUGUGGAAGACCGGUCCGUGGGGGAGAUGCAUGGGAGAUGAGUGCGGUCCAGGUGGCAUCCAGACGCGAGCAGUGUGGUGCGCCCACGUGGAGGGCUGGACCACGCUGCCCACGAACUGCAAGCAGCCCGAGCGGCCGGACAACCAGCAGAGCUGCUUUCGGGUCUGCGACUGGCACAAAGAGCUGUACGACUGGCAGAUCGGCAGCUGGAACCAGUGCCGGCCCGUCCUCUCCCGCAGCCACGAGAAGCCCCUGGAGUGCCUCAGGGGGGAGGAGGGCAUCCAGACGAGAGACAUCACCUGUAUCCAGAAGUCCAACGGGGUGCCAGCCGAGGACGUUAUCUGUGAGUACUUCGAGCCGAAGCCCCGCCAGGAGCAGGCAUGCCUCAUCCCGUGCCGGCAGGACUGCAUCGUGGCCGAAUUCUCCCCCUGGUCGGAGUGCUCCAAGACCUGCGGCAACGGGCUUCAGCACCGGACUCGGCACGUUGUGGCCCCGCCGCAGUUCGGUGGCUCCGCUUGUCCCAACCUCACCGAGUUUCAGAUCUGCCAGUCCAGCCCCUGUGCCGCCGAGGAGAGCCUCUAUAGCCUCAACGUGGGACCCUGGAGCGCUUGCUCGGUGCCCCACUCCAGACAAACCAGGCAAGCCCGAAAACGAGGGAAAACCAGGGAGAAGGAAAAGGACAGAGAGAAGGCAGUGCGGGAUCCCGAAGCGCGGGAGCUGAUUAAGAAGAAGAGGAAUCGGAACAGACAGAAUAGGCAGGAGAACAAAUACUGGGACAUACAAAUUGGGUACCAGACCAGGGAGGUCACUUGCACGCACAGGAAUGGGAAAACCACUGCUCUGAGCUUCUGCAAGCAAGAGAGACUGCCCAUUACAUUCCAGUCCUGCGUGCUCACAAAGGAGUGUCAGGUGUCGGAGUGGUCAGAGUGGACCCCCUGCUCUAAAACCUGCUUUGACAUGACAACCCCUAAAGGCAAUCGUACCAGAUCACGGACCAUAAAACAGCUCCCUAUUGGCAGUGAAAGCGAAUGCCCACAGCUAGAAGAGGCAGAGCAGUGUGUUACCCAAGGAGAUGGUGUGGCACCCUGUAUUACGUACGGCUGGCGGACCACAGAGUGGACAGACUGCCGAGUCGAUCCGCUCCUUAGCCAACAGGACAAGAGGCGAGGAAAUCAGACGGCGCUCUGCGGAGGUGGCGUUCAGACCCGGGAGACCUACUGCGUUCAAGCUAAUGAAAACCUCCUCUCCUAUUUAAAUACCCUUAAAGAAAAAGAAGCCUCAAGGCCAGUGGACCGUAACCUGUGUACGGGACCUCUUCCCAGCACCUCCCAGUUGUGCCAUAUCCCCUGUCCUACGGAGUGUGAGACCUCAGCGUGGUCAGCCUGGGGACCAUGUACCUAUGAAAGCUGUGAUGACCCUCAGGCCAAGAAAGGCUUUAAGCUAAGGAAGCGGCGCAUCACCAAUGAGCCUACGGGAGGAACAGGGAACUGCCCUCACCUUCUGGAAGCCAUCCCAUGUGAGGAACCCUCCUGCUAUGACUGGAGAAUCAUAGGGCUGGAGGAGUGCAUUCCUGACAACGAGAAGCCAUGUGGCCCUGGCACACAGGUUCCUAUUGUCGUCUGUGUCAACAGUGAUGGAGAAGAGGUUGACAGACAGCUGUGCAGAGAUGCUAUCUACCCAAUCCCCAUCGCCUGCGAAGCUCCGUGCCCAAAGGACUGUGUGCUCAGCAUGUGGUCUGCCUGGUCCUCCUGCUCGCACACCUGCUCCGGCAAAACCACAGAAGGGAAGCAGAUGCGUGCCCGCUCCAUCCUGGCGUACGCAGGUGAAGGAGGAAUACAGUGCCCAAACAGUAGUGCUCUCCAGGAAACACGCAGCUGCAACGAGCACUCUUGCACCGUGUACCACUGGCAGACUGGCCCGUGGGGGCAGUGCAUAGAGGACACGUCUGUCUCUGCUUUCAACUCCUCUGCCAGCUGGAAUGGGGAGGCCACCUGUUCCGUGGGGAUGCAGACAAGGAAAGUCAUCUGUGUGAGAGUCAACGUGGGACAAGUGGGCCCAAAAAAAUGCCCUGAGAGCCUCAGACCAGAAACUGUGAGACCUUGCCUGCUUCCCUGUAGGAAAGACUGUAUUGUGACUCCAUUCAGUGACUGGACAUCAUGUCCUUCUUCAUGUCAAGAAGGGGGUGCCACAGUCAAGAAGCAGUCCCGUCACCGAGUCAUCAUCCAGCUCCCCGCCAACGGUGGUCGAGAGUGCCCAGACUCAUUGUAUGAGGAGAAGGAAUGUGAAGCUUCUCCUGUCUGCUAUAGCUACAGGUGGAAGACCCACAAGUGGCGCAGAUGCCAGCUGGUACCAUGGUACGUGCGCCAAGACAGUCCAGGAGCUCAUGAGACCUGUGGACCUGGGCUACAAGCAAGAGCAAUUACUUGUCGCAGACAAGACGGAGGACAGGCUGACAUCAGUGAGUGCCUUAAAUACUCUGGCCCCUUACCAUCCUUAACGCAGACGUGCCAGAUUCCCUGCCAGGAUGAUUGUCAGUUUACAAACUGGUCAAAGUUUUCUUCCUGUAAUGGGGACUGUGGAGGAGUCAGGACACGGAAACGCACUCUAGUCGGAAAGAGUAAGAAGAGAGAUAAAUGCAAAAAUUCUCAGUUGUAUCCUCUGAUUGAGAAUCAGUUCUGCCCCUGUGACAAGUACAGCGCUCAGCCUGUGGGAAAUUGGUCCGACUGUAUUUUACCAGAGGGUAAGCUGGAGGCACUGCUGGGGAUGAAGGUGCAAGGAGAUGCCAAGGAAUGUGGACAAGGCUAUCGCUACCAGGCCAUGGCGUGCUACGACCAGAACAACCGGCUGGUGGAAACGGCACGGUGCAACAGCCACGGUUAUAUUGAGGAAGCCUGUAUCAUUCCCUGCCCCUCGGACUGCAAGCUGAGUGAGUGGUCCAACUGGUCUCGCUGCAGUAAGUCCUGUGGCAGUGGGGUAAAGGUUCGCUCUAAAUGGCUCCGUGAAAAACCCUACAAUGGUGGAAGACCCUGUCCAAAGCUAGAUCAUGUCAAUCAGGCUCAGGUGUACGAGGUAGUUCCCUGCCACAGCGACUGCAGCCAGUACAUAUGGGUUACUGAGCCCUGGAGUGUCUGCAAGGUGACCAAUGUGGACUUGAAAGAGAACUGUGGAGAAGGUGUUCAAACAAGGAAAGUCAGGUGCAUGCUAAACAGCGUGGAUGGUCCUUCUGACACUGUAGAGGACUAUCUGUGUGAUCCUGAAGAGAUGCCACUUGGAGCUAGGAAGUGCACAUUGCCGUGUCCUGAGGACUGUGUUAUGUCUGAAUGGGGGUCAUGGUCUCAGUGUUCUUUGCCAUGCAAUGGAAGUAGUGUCCGUGAAAGGUCAGCUGAAUCCUUGAGACAGCCAGAAGAUGGAAAGUCUUGUCCUGCUGCCACCGAGACAGAAGUCUGCACCUUGAACAAAAACUGCUUCCACUAUGACUACAACGUGACAGACUGGAGCACCUGUCAGCUGAGCGAGAAGGCUGUCUGUGGUAAUGGUAUCAAAACACGGAUGCUCGACUGCGUUCGCAGCGAUGGCAAAUCGGUUGACCUGAAGUAUUGUGAAGAGCUUGGCCUGGAGAAGACAUGGCAAAUGAAUACGACCUGCGUGGUGGAAUGUCCUGUCAACUGCCAGCUCUCUGACUGGUCCCCUUGGUCUGAGUGCUCUCAAACGUGUGGCCUUACAGGCAAAAUGAUCAGAAGAAGGACCAUAAAUCAGCCAUUUCAGGGUGAUGGGAGGCCUUGUCCAUCUCAGAUGGAGCAAUUCAAACCCUGUCCAGUAAAACCUUGUUACCGAUGGCAAUACGGUCAAUGGUCUGCAUGUAAAGUAGAGGAUGCUCAAUGUGGAGAGGGAACACGAGUGAGGAACAUUUCAUGUGUGGUUUUUGAUGGAUCCAUUGAAGAUGCUGGCAAAGCGGUGGAUGAGGAAUUCUGUGGAGAAAUAGAGCCAAUUAUAGAUGGCAAUAAGAAGAUAAUACUUGAGGAAACCUGCACUGUCCCUUGUCCAGGGGACUGUUACUUGAGAGAGUGGUCAGAGUGGAGCCUUUGCCAGCUAACCUGUGUUAACGGUGAGGAUCUUGGCUUUGGAGGGAUACAAGUCCGGUCGCGGGCAGUCAUCAUUCAGGAAUUAGAAAACCAACAUCUCUGUCCAGAACAGGCUUUGGAAACAAGAUCAUGCAGUGAUGGCCAGUGCUAUGAGUACAAGUGGAUGGCCAGCCCGUGGAAGGGAUCUUCUCGAACCGUCUGGUGCCAAAGGUCAGAUGGCUUAAAUGUCACAGGGGGCUGCUUAGUGCUGCGCCAACCCGAUGCUGACAGGUCAUGUAACCCACCGUGCAGUCAACCCCACGCUUACUGCAGUGAGACUAGAACGUGCAGUUGUGAAGAUGGGUACACAGAAGUUAUGUCCUCUGAUGGCACGCUCGAACAGUGCACUCUCAUCCCAGUGGUGGUGAUGCCCACCAUGGAGGACAAAAAAGCAGAUGUGAAAACCAGUCGAGCUGUCAACCCUACCCAGCCCUCCAGUAACCCAUCAGGACGAGGAAGGACCUGGUUUCUACAGCCUUUUGGGCCAGAUGGGAGGCUGAAGACCUGGGUUUAUGGUGUAGCUGCUGGUGCAUUUGUUUUACUCAUCUUUAUUGUUUCUAUGAUCUAUCUAGCCUGCAAAAAGCCAAAGAAGCCCCAGAGGAGGCAGAACAACCGCCUGAAACCCUUAACCUUGGCUUAUGAUGGAGAUGCAGAUAUGUAAAAACAUAACUUCUCAUGGUGACAAAUGGAAUCUCAAUUAUUGGACUGAAGUCAGAAGGUAUCCAAAGCCACAGGGAUUUUCUAUGGAGUGGAUUAAGUGUUUUGACUUGUCUCUUUUUUUGUAACUGCGCCAUAGAUAAAGGAGGAUGGAUUUCAUAAUGCCCACGGAUACUCGAGCUAUUAUUGCUUUACUUUAGACCAUCAGCACUGAGAAAUCUGGCAGAAUCACGUUGAUAGACACUGCAGUUGGAUAUUUGUGGUCUUUCCUCAAUCUUAGAAACUCUCAGAACCACUUCUGUCUCCAGAACACUGUAGCUGACAUAGCAUUAACAGUUGGAAGCCCCCGAAACAUUAACCAAGUAUAAUCAGUACGCAUGAAGAGUUUGUACCGAGCUGACUAUGACUCUCUGUAUCCCAAGCAUAACAUGUACUCAGCUGAACCAUGUGUAUUACUCUCUCAGAUUAUAUACUUGUUACAGAGCAUUUUAGUGCUUAGUACGAUAGCAUCUUUUAACUGGGAUUAACCCACUGAGCAAGUUCAGCGGUUUGCCAGUUGAUGAUAACUUGUGCUAACCUGCGUUCCAGAGGGCAAUGACUCACUUGCAAAACUCUGUCCUAUUAUCACUCCAAAGUAUAAAGACCUCAUAUGUACAUCCAGAAAGGAGGCAUUCCAAGAUCCAGUAUUUUCUAGCUGUUGCUGUCUGGAAAAAAAAAAAGAGUACCCAUUGUAAAUGUUACGUUUCUACUUUCUCUUACUUCAAACUGUUGCCUGCAUCUUUUUUGCUACAUGUAAGGCAAAUUUUUGCACUAUAUUAGUGCAGCAUGAUAUGCACUUAACUAGUAUUGCCAUAGAAACUGCCUCUUUUCAGAAAGGAUGAUGAUGUAUCUUGUGCAAGGAGUGUCAGCUAAAGGAGGUCUUGAACCCUGAAGAGAGCAGCGUUCAGUUGGGACCCACAGCUGGAUGAAAUGGGCUAAGGACGUGUACUGCAGACACCAUUCCUCAUCACCACGGCCGUUUGUCUCAUGGCAGUAAGACAAGUGUCUAGUUUCUUGCCCCAGCUACCUAUACUGGUAUAGAUUGUCCUGCUGGUUUCUAAUUGUACUUUGAAGGCUGUUUAUGACUAGAUUUUUUAUAUUUGUUAACUUUGUUAGAAAAACAAAAAGAAAAGAAAAAGAGAAGUGGUUGCCCUGUAAUCUCCAGCGACAUACUUACUGUCUGCAAAGCUAUUCCCAUUGUUUGUUCCACUAAAAUAAAAUGGUUUGGGGUUUGGGUUUUUUCCUCUUUGUUUUUCCCUUCCACUAGUGAGAGCAUUUUCACUGUUGCUGACAGUGCAACAAUCAGAGCCCUUUUGUCUUUUCUAAUUAGGAUAAUGGGAUGGAUUCUUUUAAUUAUUCAGUUGAUGUCUUGAGUGUACUGGCAAGUAAACAGUCAGAUCGAUAGCUCUGCCAUCUUAAUACUCAUGACUUUUUUACAAGCUCUGGAAGUAUCCAAACUCACUGUUAACCUUUUCCAUAUUUAUGGCUUUUCAGUGGUAGGCUUCUGCUAGGAAGCUCAUUGACUUGCCACUGUCUCUCCAUGCCUGUGACAGAUGCGACUCAUGACCUGAAAAGGGUUAUUCUCAUCAGAUGGCUUCUGUGUGUAGCCUGAACAUAUAAGUGACUGUGCCACUAUUAAGCAAUACAAAGUUUUAUCAGAUAACCUCUCAAAAACAAUUGUAAUAUAAAGUUCAGUAUUAGGCUCUCAGGUCUUUUUUAUAACCUACAGCACUUCUGCCUGCUCAUCAUGGUAUUUACUCAAGGAGCACCAGUCUUUGAACACUGACUAAACCUGUGGCUUUGCAAACUUUGGCCCAGAUCCACUGAAACUAGUGACAAGACUCUGGUGGGUGUCAAUGGGUAACAUCAGCCUUAAAAAAUACCUUCUCUCGUUCCACAGAGAAGAAUUCUUGGAGCCUGUGGGCAGUUUGUGUAACAUUUGAGAUGUCAUGGUCCUGCUUUACCUUUGCUAAGUUAUGUGAGCAGUCUAGUGUUACUGCAUCAAGAAAAUGAGUUGCUUCCCACUGCCUAUUCUCCUAAUAUGCAUGAUGAGCAGAGAGGAAGAGUAGUAACAAUCUAUUGUAGAGGUUUAAUUUCUCAUUUCAUACCUUGAUCUGGCUGCAGCUGAUGAAGAUCCCCCACAGCCUCCUGCCACAGCAGUGGUCCAUUCAUGUGUGAUCUGCAGGACUGAGGGCUUUGGUCUUAACACUUUGUAAAAAUCCAUAGGUUUAAAAAUAAAAAUAACCAGCAAAUCCAAAUCUUGGUGAUUUUAAUUCUGCAUUCUUGAGUGGGAACGAAGAAAAGCCUAGGUGAUUUUGUCAGGCAUCCAAAAAGCAACAUAGAAAAGUUGUAAACAAUGAUAACUGUCAUGUGGAGACGUAAAGCUUAAUCAUGCUUUCUGUGCUCUUAGAAGUCUCUGCUGUCAAAUAGUAUUGGACCAAUAGGGAAUUGAGGGAACAGAGCCUCUUCCACUGGCAAUUAGUCAUCUUCAUUCAUUAUACUGGCUGGUCUGAGCAGGAGCUGUUGCCUAAUUCUUGCCUCGAGGAUUUUUAAGGUCCUUCGUCUUGAUAAGAAGUUAAUGAACUCGAAGUUCAAGGUUUGUGAUCUCCUUAGUCUCAUUCUACAAAAUGAAGAAAGAACUAGGAGGGUUGGGUUUAUUUUAGAAGUAUGCUUGGCCUUUGCAGUCCACACAAGUGGUUUCUUUUCAGUCGGCGUUGUGUUUUUAUAUCUGGUCGGUGGAUUUUGCUGGUGCAGACCUGCAUCAUCCUAGUGCUGCAUUUAAAAAAAUCUAGAGUGCAUUUGUAUUAUAUUUAUUUAUUUUAAAUGAACAAAAUGCACAGAAGUUUGAAGCCAAAAUUGACUUACCUUAUUACGAAGGAAACAAAAAUAUAUUGGGCUAUAACGGAGGGCUGAAGUUUUAUGUGAAGUUAAAAUAUUGCAAAGUGAUAGGUUGGACUGGAUGAUCUUGGAGGUCUCUUCCAACCUGGUUGAUUCUAUGAAAGGUCAUGAAGCCCUUUAGCACUGAAACAGAAAUAAAUAGUAGGUGAAUUAUUAGAGGUAAAGAAAAGCAAAGCAAUUUGCUUUAACAGGAACAAAGAAAACCAUCAGAGUGCUUCUACAAAUCCCAGUGCCUAAAGCAGCCACUACCAUAGGUUGUUAGUUUGUGAAAGUAAUGUUUCCAGUGAGCAAAUAAAACAUUCAGAAGCUAGCAAAAGUAGCUCUUUUCCUGUCGAUGUGGUGGUUUGUAUUUUCCUUUUUAACUCUGUAGUUUCUAGAUGACUGUGUCUGCUUUGAGUCCUGGAGCGGUUCCUUUGCGAACCUUGGGCGCAACUGCACAAGUUUGUUUUAUAUGUGGUAUGAAGCAUCCGUUCUGAACCCCCUUUCCCUCUGCCAAAAUAGGAGAAAGGUUUGUUUUCCUGAGCCUGCCAUCUGAAGAGACCAAUUGGGGAAAAACAAAAACACCCUCUUGUGUAUAAACCACUGUAAGAUAUACCUGGACUGAAAUGGAAAUCUGUCUUUUUAACCUUUCUGUAAAUUCUGCUCACCCGAGGAAAGUUAAGAGUUUAUUUUGCCUAACUUCAUUUACUUGAAUAUUUAUUUUGUAGAACGAGGAGGCAGCUGUCUGAGGAAUGUUCACCUUUUGGGUGUUUUUUGGGGGAGGGUGUUAAUGUUCAUUUGUAAAUUGUGUAAUGCAUUUUUAUUUUUUCAAGGAUGUAUAUUUCUUUUGUUUGGGUUUUUUUUUUUCCUUUUUGUUUUUCUUUUGUAAUGCACAAAAUGUUUAUUUACAACUACUGCAAAUUUGUGUAUGUUGUCACUAAGCUUUAUUCAGUUCUUACAGAUGACAUGAAAAUGUAACAAAGCCUUACAUUUUCAGCUGGGUUAUUUUUACAUAACUGAUGUAUUGCUGACAAUAAAUAUAAACACAAAAAUCA
Molecule: messenger RNA, 9451 nt
Organism: Pogoniulus pusillus (Red-fronted tinkerbird)
Lineage: Eukaryota; Metazoa; Chordata; Aves; Piciformes; Lybiidae
Gene: THSD7A
Product: thrombospondin type 1 domain containing 7A
Exons: 30
Coding region: 550-5484 (1644 amino acids)
Biological process (GO): cell adhesion
Cellular component (GO): extracellular matrix
Source: RefSeq, a predicted model, not a curated record